AUGGUCUAUCGUCGGCAAACUGUGGUCUUAAUAUUUUGGUUGGGGUUUUUGGUUGUGCUUAAUGUUUUAUCGGUGUCAUCUAUUCGGGUUAAUUUUGAUAGCAAACAGAUACAUUUUUCAACGGCCUCCCAACAAUCAGUUUAUCAUGAUAGGAAAAGUUUAGAAGAAUUAGACAAUGAAUUUUCUGAAGAGAUUUUGCCUAUUGUUAAAUUGUUCACUGAUCAUGGCGAUUUACUACAGACCACUGGCAUUCGGUGUGAAGUGUGUCAUGCUAUUGCACGUCAUAUUAAAGAGUUCUUGAUGCUAAAUGCUACUCAAGAGAUUAUCAUUCAAGAAGGCAUUCUCAUUUGUUCAUUGUUGAGACUUCAAACCCAACGUGUGUGUUCUGAGAUUAUACCCAAAUUUGGUCCUUGGGUCAUAACAGUCCUUGCUCAUUCUGUAUUCUCUGCGGAAAACUUAUGUACGAAAGCUCAUUUAUGCCCAAAACCUGAUACACCAGAAAAACCAGAGAUCAUUGAUUUACCAGCACCAACUACUGAGAAUCUCUCAGUUUCAGAAAAUCAAAAUGGCGGUGAUGAUCAAAGAAUUUGGGUUGUUCAUUUGAGUGAUUGGCAUUAUGAUUCAGAAUAUGGUGAAGGUUAUGAAGUGAAUUGUGGAGAACCAGUUUGUUGCCGUGAACCAAAUGCUUUUGGUGAUAAAGCCACCACCCCUGCUGGUAAAUGGGGUGACUAUAAUUGCGACGCUCCCAAGAGGUUAAUUGAAAGCAUGUUAGAAUUUUUACCAACUGCUGUGCCAAAAGUGGAUUUCGUUAUAUCUACUGGGGAUCUAAAUUUUAAUUUCAAAGGAUCUUUAUUUUUAUCAUAUUAUAUAUGUAUUUCAGAUGUCUGGGCAGAAACUCCAUCAACCAUAACGGAUAAUAACAAUAAAACUGCAAACAUUUGGCGUAAAUUUUUCACUUCUGCUCCAUUUUUCCCUGUUAUUGGAAAUCAUGAAUCUGCACCAGUCAACUCUUUUCCAACAUCUUCUAUAAGCGAUAUAGCAUCUGUAUCUUGGUUGUAUAGCACAUUGUCAUCACAAUGGAAUAAUUGGCUUUCUGCCGAUGUUCUUGAGUCAAUCGAAAAAAAUGGGUUUUAUUCUGCAAAAUUACCUAAAUAUAAAUUACGAGUUUUAGGUAUUAAUACAAACUAUUUCUAUAAAUUAAACCUUUGGCUUCUUAUAAGACCAAGGGAAGAAUGGGAUCCUGAAUGGAUGUUAAAAUGGAUUAUUGAUCAACUAGAUGAAGCAGAAAAACUUGGUGAAAAAGUCUGGAUAUUGGGUCACAUGUCUGCUUUAGACCAAGAUUCUUUUCCAUCUAUGGGAGUUUAUUUUUCUCAAAUUGUUGCUAGGUACAAAGAUACAAUUGUCGGUCAAUUUUAUGGUCACUCUCAUUGGGACGAAUUCAAUGUUAUUUACGAUAAAUCAAUCAAUGAUCCUUCAAAGGAUCCGGAAGCCGUUGGUAUCGCAUACAUAGCUCCAAGCGUUACAUCUUUUAAAAACAUGAAUCCUGCCUUCAGAGUGUAUGAAAUUGAUAAAGUGACAAAAAAAAUUCUUAACCACUAUACUUAUUCCAUGGAUCUUCAAGAAGCGAAUCGUCUUGAUAAGCCAGAAUGGAAAUUGUUGUAUGAUGCAAAAUCAUUAUACGGACUUGAAAAUUUGGAUCCAAAGAGUUGGCAUGAUCUCACAGAAAAAUUCAUUACUGAUACAAAUGCUUAUAAAAUUUUCAAAAAAACGGCUUCUCGAAAUCAUCACCUUGACAAAUAUGGUUCAUGUUCGGCUCUUGAUACGCAAUGUCGCAAUCGUAUUAUAUGUAAACUUCGUGGCACUAACUCUGGUCAUGGCCCAUAUUCUGAUAAUGAACUUUGUAAAAAACAUGGAUGGUUUCCUCAUUUACCUGAUGAUUGGUUUUUGAAUGCUGCAUUGGGAAAACAUGUGAAUGUUUUUGUUGACCUGGAUAAAACUGAUAAAGAUAAUAAGUUUAAAUCAAUGGGUGAUAAUGAUAAAGAUAAUGAUGGUGAUGGUAUAACCUUUAAAGGACUUUCAAAAACUGUUGUUAGGUUGAUCAUGAGAUUUGUUAUGGGAAAUGACGAUGCAGUGUGUCGUUAA
This is a messenger RNA of Cetraspora pellucida, 2142 nucleotides long. Lineage: Eukaryota; Fungi; Glomeromycota; Glomeromycetes; Diversisporales; Gigasporaceae. The record is from the annotation of a GenBank genome assembly.